This is a messenger RNA of Salvelinus namaycush (lake trout), 1781 nucleotides long. Its product is annotated as junctional adhesion molecule 2A-like. Gene Ontology annotation, biological process: leukocyte tethering or rolling. The record is from RefSeq and is a predicted model, not a curated record. The coding region runs from base 275 to 1207 and encodes 310 amino acids. Gene Ontology annotation, cellular component: cell surface; tight junction; protein complex involved in cell adhesion. The transcript is spliced from 10 exons. Lineage: Eukaryota; Metazoa; Chordata; Actinopteri; Salmoniformes; Salmonidae.
AGAUAGCAGAGAGCCCGUCUACAGUGACAGAGGACAGCCACUCUGUAGCCGUACGCCCUGCGGCUAGUGUAAUAGUUUACAGAAAGUCUGAAAGUGCGACUUCCGAACCGCCCGCGCGCUGCCCAACUGCUCAGGAAAUACUACGGAGUUUUGGAACAUAAUUUCCCCAAAGGAGUGACGAGAUUCUGGAAUUACUGGAGUUGUGAACAGGUUGAAGCUCAAGAGCAGCUCAUCUUUCGAGAAAGGACAGACUUUUGAACAGCAGGAGUUCAGGAUGGAGAAAGCGCAACUGUUUUUGCCCCUUGUCAUUCUACUGAUGCAAUGCCUUCCCAGUGUCCCUGUUACCGUGUCAACAACCACACCCAAGGUGGAGGUCCGUGAGAACUCUGAUGCGGUUCUGAGCUGUGAUUUUCGGACCGAGAAGGAAACGAAUCCUCGAAUCGAGUGGAAGAAGAAAGGAACAGAUGUAUCAUUUGUUUACUAUGAGGGACACUUCAGAGGAGCCUUUGCGGGGCGUGCAAGGAUCAAGGGGGCAACGGUGACCCUACAGAGGGUGACCCAGAAAGACGCGGGUGAAUACCGCUGUGAGAUCACUGCCCCUCAUGACACCAUCACCCUGGGGGAGACUAACAUUACCCUCACAGUCUUGGUUCCCCCCCACACCCCAUCCUGUGAGAUCCCCAGCUCGGCCCUGACGGGCUCUAUGGUGCAGCUGCGCUGUAUGGACCAGCAGAGCAUCCCCCCAGCCACCUACUCUUGGUACAAAGACGACAAGCUGCUGACCCCCUCCCGCAUGGCCAAUGCCACCUACCACCUCAACCCAUUCACCGGCAUACUGGAGUUUAAGACGGUGGCGAGAGGCGACACGGGACAGUACAGCUGUCUGGCAUCAAACAAAGUGGGGCAGUCCAAGAUGUGUGAGGCUAAACACAUGAAGAUAGAUGAUGUAAACAUGGCAGGGGUCGUUGCUGCGGUCGUGGUCAUCUGUCUGGUCAUCGCCAUUUGUGGCUUCGGAGGGUACUAUGCACACCGUAAUGGCUACUUCAGCAGACACAAAGGACGGUCAUUUUGGAUCCCUCAGUGUCAUGGUGUGGCCCACAUCAGCAGCCAGAACCUCCACAGAACAGAAGACAAGACUAAUGCCAACUACAGCCCUCCGCCCCAAGAUCCUGCGGACUUCAAACACACCCAGUCUUUCAUGCUGUGAGGCUCUCAACAACCCCCUAAGACACCAGCACCAUGACAACACUGGAGUAGUUUUAUUCGACCCAAAUGAAUCAAUAAUUUUUGGGGGACUGACCAACCCUGCUUUCCUCACCCUUGUGGAUGGAUAGCAAGGAGGGGCAGACAACUCUGCGUAGAGGCCAUUUAUUCCUCCUGUUUUGCUGUACCUGGGCCCUCAAUGCAAGCCUAUUAUAUUAGUCACAUGGUACUCUACUCCCCUCUAGUGGCCAAGUUGUUAAACUACAGCCUAUAUCACCCUCCUGUGGCGGACCCAUGGAAUUAUGUUCCACACAUGCUCACCUCCCCCUCAACUGGCCAAAACAUUAACUACCUAAAUCUUAUUUUAUACCAAAGACUUGAACAUGGCAUCAGUGUAAUAUACCGUACAUAUUUUCUGAUGGCUAUUGGCUAAGCAUUGAUGUGAACACAAGGGAGCAAUCACAUUAGGGCACUGCAAGAGGCGUUACUACAGACCCUGGUUUGAAUCCAGGCUGUAUCACAUCCGGCGGCGCACAAUUGGCGCCGCUCUAUGGGACUGUUAAUAAGAACAAAUUCUU